Messenger RNA from Octopus sinensis (East Asian common octopus), 1110 nucleotides. RefSeq names its product ADP-ribosylation factor-like protein 2-binding protein. The transcript is spliced from 7 exons. Gene Ontology annotation, biological process: maintenance of protein location in nucleus; positive regulation of tyrosine phosphorylation of STAT protein. Gene Ontology annotation, cellular component: mitochondrial intermembrane space. NCBI's taxonomy places the organism in Eukaryota, Metazoa, Mollusca, Cephalopoda, Octopoda, Octopodidae. The record is from RefSeq and is a predicted model, not a curated record. Bases 332 to 802 code for a protein of 156 amino acids.
GACGAUUAGAAAAAUCCCUAACAGCAACAUUCCGUCUUCCCGUGGCGUUUAUUAUACAGCAAUGACUUUAAACGCGGGACUGGCAGCACAAAAACUGUUUCUUGAAAUUUGUUGUGUACCUAAAUUGACUUUAGUUUGUAAAAAGGCUAUUAAAAGCUGUCAGAUAGGAUUCGUUGACUUACACAGUAUUCCCACUAUUUAGAAGUGCAACUGCCACUGGUUAUUUUUGCAAAAUGGACUCCAACAAGUAGAGACACCGUUCUCCUUAUUGACGAACAUCAUUCAUUACUGAAUUUUUUUAAAAAUAUUAUCAAUAAGGUAUUUGAGGAGAAUGGACUUACAAACAGCAGAAGAAAACUUAGCAGUAUCUCGGUCAAGUAGUAGUGACGCAAAAUUCGAUAUGAUUAUUGGUGCCAUAGAGGAUGUAGUAAUGGAGGAGGAAUUUCAAAUGUUACAGCAUAAUUUUUUAGAGAGAUAUUUUCAUGAAUUUAUUGAUACAGAAGAGAAUAAAUUCAUUUACACAGAUAUACACAGAGAAUAUAUAAACCUUGUGGAAAAAUACCUCAAUGAGCGCCUUGUAAGCAAAGUGCCACAGUUUUCCAUGUCUGACUUCAUGCACCAGAUGAUUGCUCGGAAGAAUGAAUUAGAAGGAGAAAUAUUUGAACUCUUACUUACGUUCAGCGAUUUUCUCACUUUCAAAGAAAUGAUUUUGGAUUAUAAAGCUGCAAAAGAGGGACGAACUGUGGACUUAAGUGGCGGUAUAAUGGUUACAUCAUUUUCAACAGAAGGCCCAACCUCUUAACUAAAACUGUCUUCAAACCAUCAUUCAUUUUAAGGGUGAGGUUAAACUUGUGCCAAGUACUGGAGUAUUUCUUGUGGAACUAAUCUUCUAAGAAAACAGUCCCAAAGUUGAGUCACUUGUAGCUGCCGAGAGUGUAUAUAGAUGGAAUGAUUCAAGAAAGAACAAUUGCUGCCAAACGAUUUAACAUUUAUAUUCAUUUUUUUAAAAAAAAGGGGUGGGGGCCAUACACAACGAUACGAUAUCCUACAUUUAUUGCAUGGAAGUCAAUUAUAUGGAAAAAAAGUGCCUAAUAAAUAUUUACAAAAAUA